UACAGCCCUCCCCCCGUCGCCGAGCAGCUGGGUGAAGCCUAAGCUGUGCAGCUAGUGGUGAAGGGGGUAUAGGAACAAGCCAAAGAAGACUAGGAGCCAGCGCCGUGCCGCUGUGUGCCCACCCCUCGUCUCCCGGCACCAAGGCUGCUGGAGCCCAGGGUGUGUUUUCCUUGUCCCCGCCACUUUCCAGUCCCUGGCCCAACAUGAUACUGACCAAAGCCCAGUACGACGAGAUAGCCCAGUGCCUAGUGUCUGUACCGCCUACCAGGCAGAGCCUGAGGAAGCUGAAGCAGAGGUUCCCCAGUCAAUCGCAGGCCACUCUGCUGAGCAUCUUCUCCCAGGAGUACCAGAAACAUAUUAAAAGAACACAUGCCAAACAUCAUACUUCAGAAGCGAUUGAAAGUUAUUAUCAGAGGUACCUGAAUGGAGUGGGGAGAAAUGGAACUGCCCCAGUGCUCCUGGAGCUGGCCAAUGAGGUAGACUAUGCACCCUCAUUAAUGGCUCGGAUUAUACUGGAGAGAUUUCUACAAGAGCAUGAGGAAACUCCACUGCCGCCAUUUGUCAAAGUCAACCUUCUGAUUGCUUUGGACCUACUGCUAUCCACGUCUUGUCAAAAUAGUAGUCGGCGCAGUCUGAAGCAGGUAGACCGGCCUCUACAGAGCAGCAUCAAACACACUAAAACAGAAUUCAUUGGCUUGUGA
This is a messenger RNA of Leptonychotes weddellii (Weddell seal), 701 nucleotides long. Lineage: Eukaryota; Metazoa; Chordata; Mammalia; Carnivora; Phocidae. The record is from RefSeq and is a predicted model, not a curated record.